AUGCAGAACACCGGGAAAAAUGGCGACUGGCUGUUGAGAGAAUUGUUCAUGCUGGUCCUAGUCUGCCUCAUCUUCAGCGUCCUCUCCACCAUAGAAGAGUACGGAACCUUCGCCAACGCCACUCUCUUCUGGAUGGAGAUCUGCCUGGUGGUGUUCUUCGGCGCCGAGUACCUGGUGAGGCUGUGGUCGGCCGGCUGCAGGUCCAAGUACAUGGGCUUCUGCGGCCGCCUGCGCUUCAUCCGGAAGCCCAUCUGCAUCAUCGACCUGAUCGUGGUGGUGGCGUCGAUCGUGGUGCUGUCGGUGGGCUCCAACGGGCAGGUGUUCGCCACGUCGGCGAUCCGCGGCAUUCGCUUCCUGCAAAUCCUGCGGAUGCUGCACGUCGACCGCCAGGGAGGCACCUGGCGACUGCUCGGCUCCGUUGUCUUCAUCCACCGCCAGGAGCUGAUCACGACGCUGUACAUCGGCUUCCUGGGUCUUAUCUUCAGCAGCUAUUUUGUAUAUCUGGCUGAGAAAGACGCCGAAAAUGAAACAGACUUCAGCAGUUACGCAGACGCGCUGUGGUGGGGUGUGAUUACUGUCACGACCAUCGGAUACGGAGACACGGUGCCCAAGACUUGGAUGGGCAAGAUCGUCGCCUCGUGCUUCAGCGUCUUUGCUAUUUCUUUCUUCGCCUUGCCAGCGGGCAUCCUGGGCUCCGGGUUCGCACUCAAGGUGCAGCAGAAGCAGCGGCAGAAGCACUUCAACCGGCAGAUCCCGGCGGCCGCCAUGCUCAUCCAGUGCCUGUGGCGGUGCUACGCUGCCGACAAGUCGUUCAACAGCCAGGCCACCUGGAAGAUCUACGUCAAGGACACCGGCCAGCCCAGCCAGAGCUCGUCCGCGCCGCUGGGAAAGUCUCUCAUCCUCCAGGUAGCGAAGAAGGCAAGCGUCCUCAAGCGCAGGAAAUCGAAGAAUCGCAUGGAGGUUCCCAGCAACGCACUCGAAGGGAGCACGAGGCGUGACAGUGAGGGCGACGUUGUUUUCUACAUAGAAGAACCGAAAGCAGGAACGCCAAAUCGUGUGAGGAGGGAAGGUCGUGGGUCACUUUUCACAAGCCAGACAAGUAGUGUCACGGAGGCAGCAUCAGAUGAAAUAGACAUUGAUAUAGAUGAGCCUCAGAGAGUAACUACGUUAACUGAGGCACACCGUAAUGCAAUAAGAGCAAUUCGAAAGAUAAAAUACUUUGUUGCUAGAAGGAAAUUCCAGCAAGCACGGAAACCAUAUGAUGUUCGUGAUGUCAUAGAACAGUACAGCCAAGGGCAUCUCAACAUGAUGGUGCGCAUAAAGGAACUACAGAGGAGAUUAGACCAGACACUUGGAAAACCAGGCAGUUACUUGGCUGGAAUUGAUCGAUGUGGCAAUGUGAAACCCAUGACAAUAGGAGCACGGCUUUACCGUGUUGAACAGCAGUUAUGUGUGAUGGAGAAGAAGCUUGACCAGUUAGUAUACGUCCUCAAUGCUGUUGCACAGAAGCAGCAGAUUCCACUUCGGUCUGUUGAAGAUGAAGUCUAGCAACGGUGAGCCCAGCUGUGGGGCACUACAGCUAUUUUUAUCACCACAGCGAUUAUCUUGUGAGACAUUUUUGUUAUUCAACUACUCUUCUUUCAGGAUUGAAUUUCAGACAGUUUUUGUCCUUUCCCGUGAUGUGUGAUGUGUGAAUAAAAUGAAAUUCCACUGGACAGUGAUUGACAAAAAUGCAGUGUUUUAAGUGACUGGAGUGCUCCAUUAACUUUUACCAUUAUACAGUAUUUGAUUCCAUUUUAGUGAGAUGAGACUUCAGAUAGCAUUUUUAUAUUUUUUAAAUACAUAUACAUACAUCUAUUGUUAAAAUUGCAUUAGCUUUC
Molecule: messenger RNA, 1880 nt
Organism: Schistocerca piceifrons (Central American locust)
Lineage: Eukaryota; Metazoa; Arthropoda; Insecta; Orthoptera; Acrididae
Product: potassium voltage-gated channel subfamily KQT member 1-like
Exons: 12
Coding region: 1-1548 (515 amino acids)
Biological process (GO): transmembrane transport; potassium ion transport
Cellular component (GO): membrane
Molecular function (GO): voltage-gated potassium channel activity
Source: RefSeq, a predicted model, not a curated record